Pristis pectinata (smalltooth sawfish) is the source of this 3172-nucleotide messenger RNA. RefSeq names its product dual specificity phosphatase 5 (gene dusp5). NCBI's taxonomy places the organism in Eukaryota, Metazoa, Chordata, Chondrichthyes, Rhinopristiformes, Pristidae. Gene Ontology annotation, cellular component: cytoplasm; nucleus. The transcript has 4 exons. Gene Ontology annotation, biological process: protein dephosphorylation; negative regulation of MAPK cascade; endoderm formation. The record is from RefSeq and is a predicted model, not a curated record. Bases 113 to 1249 code for a protein of 378 amino acids. Gene Ontology annotation, molecular function: MAP kinase tyrosine/serine/threonine phosphatase activity; protein tyrosine/threonine phosphatase activity.
UCUCAACCACGGAGAGAAGGCGAGUUUUCUCCGUGGUAUAAAAUUCCAUCCUCCUACUUUAAGAAUCUGAACUUGAAAAAGUUUUUUUAGUAUAAAUAUAUAAUAUUUAAUCAUGACAGUUUCAGCGAUCGACAGCCAACGCUUAAAAAAAUUCAUUCGCAAACAAAGAGGUAGGAAUCUGAUCCUGGAUUGCAGACCGUUUCUGUCCUUCGCCGCGUCUCACGUUCACGGUUCGCACAGCGUGAACUUGAACUCGGUGGUGGUGCGAAGGUCAAAAGGUGGCCCGAUCCCCCUGCAGUUCAUCAUCCCGGACGAGAAAGCCAGGGCUCGGCUGCGAGAGGGCAGGGUGUCCACUGUGGUGAUUCUGGACGAGAGAACUUCGCAGAAGCAGAGACUGAGCAAAGACAGUACGGCGCGGAACGUGUUAAACACGUUAACUGCUGUCAUAUCAACAGCCAAAAUCUAUUUCCUCAAAGGGGGAUAUGAAGACUUUCACUCCCAGUAUCCUGAGUGUUGCACGGAGCUAAAGCCAGGCUUGAACUAUACCAGUCUGCAAGAGGUCAAAGAAGCUGAUGCAAGCCAUACAAACCAACUUGAAAAACCCUGUGGUAAUUGCAGGCCAGCCUAUGAUCAGGGGAAACCUGUGGAGAUCCUGCCUUUUUUAUACUUGGGCAGUGCUUACCAUGCCUCCAGACCAGACUUUUUAGAGGAUCUCCACAUCACUGCUUUGCUAAAUGUCUCCCGAAACUGUGCAGAAUACUUCAAAAGCAAUUAUCUCUACAAGUUCAUCCCUGUAGAAGACAGUGCCUCAGCAGAUAUAAGUUCCCAUUUCCAGGAAGCAAUAGACUUCAUUGAUCACGUGAGACACACAGGAGGAAAGGUCCUAGUCCACUGUGAAGCAGGCAUCUCUCGGUCACCCACGAUCUGCUUAGCUUAUCUAAUGAAGAGCAAGCAACUACGAUUGGAGGAAGCCUUUGACUACAUUAAAGAGCGAAGAAGUACAAUUUCUCCGAAUUUUGGAUUUAUGAACCAGUUACUACAUUAUGAAUCAGAAAUGGUCCCCCUUACUCACACCGUCAGUUCCUGUAAAAGAGACACAGCAUCCUGCUCUGCAGAGGAAUUGACCUACAACAAAAGUUUGGACAGUUCCGUUUUUACCUUUCCCAGUUCACUCUUAAGUACAGUGCCAAUAGCAGCACCAGGUCAUCAGUUUGAAUUCAGCCCAAUAAAGGUAUCGCUUUCAUGCUGAAAUACAGCACAACACCAGAAACUGUGGAGUGGAGAAACAUGAGUACUCACAAUCAUGUGAUGGUGAACCUUGGCUGCUUUUAAGUGGCUUCUUCUGCAAUAUUUUGUGCUUACCAAGCUUAGCUCUGGCAACGUUUGUCCAAGUUAAACCAACCAAGUCAGCUCAGCACAUUUUCUGCUCAAAUGCUGCUGACCAUUGCAACUCAUUACCAUGCCUAAAUGAAAUGGAAAGUCAGAUAUAACUUAUUAUCAUACCCACAUGGAGUAUAUGCUGAAUAUCGUCUUUGCUAUUUGUACUGCAUACAUAUCUACCUAGCCUAGUAGAGCUGGGGUCUUUCAUUGUUUUAUGGCUCAAAUGUACUGGCUUCUGAGUACAUUAAUACAAACCAAAGCUGAUAUCAACAGUAUACAAUGCUUAUAUAUUUACCCACUGGUGUCCAAUUCAGGUCCAUGUGGUCUUGUGUUUGUCUCAAACAAUUGCAUGAACAGUCUUAGUGUUAUAUGUGUGAUGUUAAACAAGGUAGACGCCUAGUAAAUGUCUUUUUCCAAGAAAACAGCUAUAAUAUAAAAGAAUGGGAGGGACAGCUACAAAUCUUAAUCAUCAUUGUUCAAGAACCUUAGUCCCUGUGCUGGUUUAUCAUGUCAGAGUAAAUGCUUCUUUUAGUCUACACAGCCAGUUUUAAAAAAAACAAUUUGAAAUUAAAACUAAUUCAAUUUAAGUAAGUUUUUACCCCAAGCAUUAAGUUUUACCUGACUCUACUACAACAAAAUCUUUUCUUGCAUGGAAUCAGUAGGUUUCAUAUGCUUGAAGUCCAAUCAAAUCGAAAAAGAAAGCUUUCGUAUAGUAUUGUUCACAUCUGCAGGAUGCCCCACAGCCAAUUCAUUUGCCUUUAAGGUGUGGUCACUGUAGUUACUGUUGUAAUAGACAUAGCUGCCAAUUUUGCACAUGGUAAGAUUCCACAAACAGACAUUGGGUAAACCUCCAGUUGAUCUUUUAUGGUUGAUUGAUAAAUCUUGGUUGGGAUACCAUGAGAGUUCCUUGGUCUUCUUCAGAUGGGCCUUGAUUUUAUCCCAUUGAAAAGAGAAACCAUUCAAUGGUGCAGCACUUGCCUCACUCUUGUGAUCAUACCUUGCCCCACUACAGGACCUUAUGUGCUAAGGCCAGUAGUUGAACAUGAAGCCAUGAACUGCUGACCAAGUCACGUUGGUUACUGGGAGACUUUCUUUACAGAUGUCCUGGUAUUUAUUUUUAUUUAUGAGUUGCUUUCUUGCAUUUGGGUUAGGGUUAUGGAAUUUGGAAAUCUGCACCAUAACCCUCCCCUCACUCACGUAGUACGUCACUGUAACUAUGGCUCUCCUCAGGUCCAGGAAGGAAUAGGAUUUAAAACAUACAUUACUUCCUCACCCUGUAUUGCUGAACUUCCACGGGCUGAUUCUCUCCCUUGCCAUAUAUCUUGCAGAUAGAUAUCAAGCCACUAAUAGCCACCUGGGGUUAUACGUGCAAACUGAGGUAAACCUUCCACCUCAUUCAGUGUGGGGGUGAAUCAUACCACCAUUAACCUCGUGAAUAUCUUAGCACACUGCUACCUCUGAAAAUUGAAAAUAAAUUAAAUGUUAAUAUAACCUUGGUGCUUUCUACACUCACAACAUUGUUGAAUCCUACAUCUCAUUCAUUCAGCUGUCCUGCUGAUAUCAUAUGCAAUGAGUACUAAAAUGCAGUUUGAAUCAUUGUUGUCAAGUUUGUCUCAUGAUCCUGUGAAGUACUGUACACAAUCUGUGAGCUGUGUGUGAAUAUUUUCAGGGAAAGUUGCAAUAUCCUAUUGUAAAUGAGCAAUACAUUUUGGGAAUAUGUGCAGUGGUGUUUAUUUGUAUGUCUUCUUGUACAAUAUCAAUAAAACAAGAUUUCAAACGAAAUAAAAGCAGA